CUGGCCCGCUGCGCCGGGCGGGGCUUUUUAAGAGGCGGCCGCCCGCCCACCUUGAACUUAGCUGGGCUGCCCUGUUGCCGGCACAGAAACCCAAAGCCAGCUGCUCCCUGCUCCAAAGCCAUGAACAGCAGCGUGUGCCUGUGCGUGGUGUUGGCGAUGUUGGCUGCCAGCGCCCUGGCGCAGCCGCUACACCCGGCCGAGCUGGGGGGCUCCGGGGCGCGGCGAGAGGAGGAGGCGGCCAGGCGGCAGCUGAAGGCGCUGGAACGGGCGGACAGCGACCCCCGAGCGCGCCUCGGAGCGCUGCUGGCCAGAUACAUCCAGCAGGCGCGGAAAGCUCCUUUUGGCCGAACGCCCCUCAUUAAGAAUCUGCAGAACCUGGACCCCAGCCACAGGAUAAGCGACCGGGACUACAUGGGCUGGAUGGAUUUUGGCCGGCGCAGUGCAGAGGAGGAGUAUGAAUACCCCUCCUAGGAGAGCCCGCCUUCAUCAGCACAGCAGGAAGCUGCCGCCUGGUGCAGAGGAGGCAGAGAAAGGAGUCACACUCCUAGCCCCUUGUUUCUGAAGUCUGAUGUCUUAAGUAUCUAUUUAUUAAGUUCCCUAUGUGAAAAAUCUCUUAAGAUUGUCCAGUGCAACUGUACACCUCAGCAGAAUUGUACAAACAAAAGAUUAAUAAUGUUUCCCUUGUCUGUGACUCCUGGUCCCCCGGUGUUGCUAUGCUAUUAAAGUGAUUUCACUCUGUC
Erinaceus europaeus (western European hedgehog) is the source of this 740-nucleotide messenger RNA. It is a transcript of the gene CCK, whose product is annotated as cholecystokinin. The transcript is spliced from 3 exons. Gene Ontology annotation, molecular function: neuropeptide hormone activity. Gene Ontology annotation, biological process: digestion. Lineage: Eukaryota; Metazoa; Chordata; Mammalia; Eulipotyphla; Erinaceidae. Gene Ontology annotation, cellular component: extracellular region; axon. The record is from RefSeq and is a predicted model, not a curated record. The coding region runs from base 121 to 471 and encodes 116 amino acids.